Molecule: messenger RNA, 498 nt
Organism: Alternaria viburni
Lineage: Eukaryota; Fungi; Ascomycota; Dothideomycetes; Pleosporales; Pleosporaceae
Exons: 2
Coding region: 1-498 (165 amino acids)
Source: RefSeq, a predicted model, not a curated record
AUGCUAACUUCAUCAGGGGCAAAACGCACUCGCGCCCGUACCGCCUUCGAAGAGUAUGUCGAGGCUGUCUACCCCGACCCAUCGUCCGAAACCGAAGACAUCUGGAACUCUGCGACUCUCAUCCCCCGCACAAAGAAGUUUCUCGGUGUAAUGCCUGAUCUUAACACUGGCCAUCUAGGCGACAAGAUCAAGGGUGGUGGUCUGUGGCAGCUCAAGCAUGGUCUCUAUUGUGGCACGAGGAAGUCAGCCGUCAUAUCCAUUUCAUCGCUGUGGUACGAGCUUGGUUCAUCGUCAUACGCCAAGAACAACCUCUCCGAUCCUGAGCUUAGGCUCAUCUUCCGAUUUAUUAUGGAGCAUGACUACGAGGUUGAGUACUGGGCUGCCAUGCUCAUUGUCUGGAGCACUGAUUGUCGCUCUGGUACCUUCACCGCAUUCCAGGUCUACGGCAAAGGCGCGAGGCUAGGAGAUGCAUCCGUGUCUACUGUCGAGCUUCUCUGA